Messenger RNA from Pelmatolapia mariae (spotted tilapia), 4536 nucleotides. RefSeq names its product interferon-induced very large GTPase 1-like. Lineage: Eukaryota; Metazoa; Chordata; Actinopteri; Cichliformes; Cichlidae. The record is from RefSeq and is a predicted model, not a curated record. Bases 1 to 4536 code for a protein of 1511 amino acids. Gene Ontology annotation, molecular function: GTP binding. The transcript has 2 exons.
AUGUCACCAGCAUACUUUCUUAAAAUAGGUCCUCCUGUGAAUCAGAGCCACGAGACAUCUGAAAAGGAUUUAGCUUAUACUUUUCUUCAGAGGAUGAUGAUGUUAGACUACAGAGCAAGAUAUAUCCCUGUAAGGCAAGACAAUCCUGAUGCAAGCCGUUCAAAGUCUGUUCCAGUGUUCAACAAUGAUGACUUUGAGGCUCUAUUUAGUACAAAGGUAGACUCUAAUAAAUCAAAAUCUCACAUUCACCCAAUGGAUGUUCAGAUGGCCUUAUUUCAUUGUUCAGACAGCUUCCUUAAGCAGAACCUGACUACUAAGCUUUCCCAGUGUCAGUAUGCCUUACCUUUGCUUGUCCCUGACCCAGUCACUAUGGAUAUUGAGUGUCCUUUGUGGACAUUCAGGCAGAUAACAAAAACCUGGAAGAAAACUAAAAUCAAGGGUGAUUCAAAUGCCAUCACCAUGAAGACAAUGCCCAUCUGCAAAGCUGAGACACCCAUGGUGUUUUUCUUCCGCCUGGGUUCACGUCCAGUGUCAAAAUCUCAGCUCAUGAACACUUUGAUCAAUGACCGUCACAGCACCUUCUUCCACAGGAACUGCCCAGGAAGCACCAAAUCUCGCCUGCUGAUGGAUGGUGUGGCAGAGAUUGCCUGGUACUGUCCAGCUGGAAAACCCAAUGACUCCUUCACUGACUGCAUUGCCUUUUGUAAUCUUCAUGGUGAUGCUCUGUCAUUUGAAAAACAGCGUGAGAUACUGACAGAAAAAUCAUCAGUUAAUGUUGUUCUUGUGCCGACUCUUGAAAAAGGUCAGAAAAGUACUACAGUAAUUGAAGACCUUUACAAGUCACCAACGGCACUCAUUAUUCUCAUUGCUGAUGAUGAUAGUGAUGCAGUUCAGGUUAAAAAUGGAAAAUACAAAAUGGGUGUGAAAGACAGAAAUCAAUCAGAUGUUUCUCAAGAACUGAAAGGAAUAAUUGAAGAAAUUUUAUCUGGACCUCACACAUCCUUCCUGCUUGAAUCAAUGGCUGAGGUUUCUGGAGUCACAGUGGAUGAAGAUCAUGUAGUCUACCAAAAAGGAAAAGCUGCUGCACUGAAAACAGUUAAAAUGCUUCAAGGGAUGGAAAUUUCUAAGCUCAAAGAUACAUUUCUCCCCUGUCAAGCCAAUCUGUGGCAUGAGUGGUGCAGAAUAAAUAAAGAGCUCUAUCACCUUAAAGGAAACAUUGAGAAGGAAAAAAGUGAGAAACAACAGCAGCUGAAUAAAAUAAGACAAAAUCAGUGCAAAGCUUCAUUUAGUGAACUGAUGAAGUCAUUCACAGAAAGCCUCUUGUCUUUGCCAUCAAAAGAGAAGGAGUACUUCCUGAAAUGGACUCAGAUCUUAAUAGAUGCCCUAUCCACUCAUGAAAUCAAACAAACUGAGCUUGAACAAAUCUCCAAAACACUGCAGUCUGCAACGUUUGGCUUGGAGCACAUCUUCAGAGAAAUGGGACAGAUCUAUGAAGCCCAUAGAGCAGUGCAAGCAGAGAGCAGACACACUGAGUGGGUUAAAUACCCUGAACUGGCAGCAGAUCUGAUGAUUUCAGGACACCCAGUGGAGCUGAUGGACGGUGAUGCAGUUCAUGUCCCGUUAAUAUGGAUCGCUAGUCUUUUAGAUGAAGUCAUCAAGAAACUAGGUGACCAGAGAGUUUUUGUGUUGUCAGUUUUGGGUGUACAAAGCAGUGGAAAAUCAACAAUGCUGAAUGCCAUGUUUGGAUUGCAGUUUGCAGUGAGUGCAGGCAGGUGCACCAAAGGUGCCUUCAUGCAGCUGCUCAAAGUGUCAGAGGAAAUCAACAAAGACUACAAGUUUGACUAUUUUCUAGUGGUGGACACUGAAGGACUACGGGCAUGUGAUACCACUCUUCAUCAUGACAAUGAAUUGGCAACAUUUGUUGUUGGCCUGGGAAACAUGACACUGAUCAACAUGUCUGGUGAGAAUCCAGCUGAGAUGCAGGAUGUCCUGCAGAUUGUUGUUCAGGCUUUCAUGAGGAUGAAGAAGGUUAAACUUUCUCCAAGUUGUGUGUUUGUUCACCAGAAUAUUACAGACACUGGAGCUGCUGAGAAAAACAUGAAUGAGAGAAGAUGCCUGCAAGAAAAACUGGACCAGAUGGCUCAGCUAGCUGCUAAACAGGAAUCAUGUGAUGCUGAGUGCUUCAAUGAUGUCAUUGCCUUUGAUGUGCAAACAGAUGUGAAAUACUUUGCUCAGCUAUUGGAGGGAAGUCCACCGAUGGCUCCUCCAAAUCCAGGCUACAGCGAGAGUGUCCAAGAGCUGAAAAACAUCAUCCUGUCUAAGGCUAAACAGUCUGCCGGCAUAAAACUGUCUCAUUUCAGAAUAAAAAUUCAUGACUUGUGGAAUGCUCUAAUUAAUGAGCAAUUUGUUUUUAGCUUCAAAAACUCACUAGAAAUUGCAGUUUACAGAAAACUUGAGGUUGAAUAUGGGAACUGGACCUGGGCCCUGAGGAGCAACAUGCUGACUAUUGAAAAUGAGCUUCACAACAAAAUUGAAAAUGGAGACAUUGACAAAAUUGAGCGUAGUGAUAUUGUUAAAGAAAUGAGGAAAACAUUUGAAAAAAUCAAAAAAGAUAUGUCAAAGUACUUUGAGGAUGACAGAGACAAAGAUAUGUUGGUUCAGUGGAGAGGCCGAUUUGACAACAAAAUAAAGGAGUUCCAAGAGGAGCUGGUAAGAGGAGUGCAAAGAAAACUGGAUGAAGUUAUGCAACAGAAGAAAGCGUGUAAAAAGCUAGAUGAUAAGAAGCCAGAGUUUGAGAACAAGCUGCUGCAAAAGAGCAAAGAGCUCGCUCAUCAGUUAAAAGACAGUGCAAAAGAUGACAACAAACUUCAAAAACAGUUUGACACUGUUUGGAGUGACUGGGUAAAGGAUUUAAUUGCAGAUACAAAACCCAUUGAGGACAUCAACCUAGAAGAGGAUCAGGAAACUAUCCUUCAAGACAUUGGGUUUGAACAAAAUAUUAUAAAUGAUUCCAAAAGCAGUGGGAAAUACAAAAAUAUGUCUGAGUAUGAUGACUACACGGGUUAUAUCGUCCACAAGCAACAAAAAGGACAGGGCAUUGUAGCCCAAGUUUUUUCAUUGAUUGAAGAUCACAUUAGCGGACCUAUGGAGUAUGAGGACCAGGAACUGAUCAGAUCACUAAUAAUCAGCAUUGACAAAGAGUCUCUUGAUGCAGUCAAGAGUAAACCUGUAGCAACAAGAGGCUACAGUUCAGCUUACUUACAAGAAGUGGCCAAAAAUGUUCAAGACACAGUGACAGAGUUUGAAUCAAACCAGAAAUAUGAUUUCAAGAAGGAGUUCACAGUUGAUCUCUUACUGUACAUAUUUGACAGGGCGGGCAGUUGGCUUUCACAGUCUCAUAAGAAAUAUAAAAUGAACAAUGAUGCACACACUUACUUGGAAAGCAAGAAAACACAAUACUACAUUAUUUUCAGAAGCUUAUGCAAUGGAAACUCAUCUGCUGUUGUGUUUGGAGAAAUGAUCUGUGAAAAACUGAAGGUUUCCAUUGUUGAAGCGGUCUGCAACAAGACUGCCAUUGAUCUCGCUGGAGAGAUGAGGUGCACUUUCCCAGCAUUUAAUGGGAACAGACUGAACUUAGAGAAACAUUUGUUGAAGUCACUUGCAGAGAAAGAGGACUUUGAUGCUUUUAUCACCUACAUCCAAAAUCCAAGGAAGCAAGUAGAAGCUUUUAUCAAAGAGAAAGUAAACACAUACAUGUUCACAGAAUACAAAGAAAAAGCUCAAAACAUACUCAGGAACAAUGUGUAUGGGAUGCAAAAUUUUGUCUGUCAAGCUUUGUUUGAUGCAACAAAUAAAGUCAAAACACAGAGAGGAAACACAGAAAUGUGGGCAAAGGAGUUUUCCAGUUUCCUUAAAGAUAAACUGACUCUUGAAUCUGUCUCUUGUCAAAACUUCAGGGACAUAAACAAUUUUGACUUCCUUAAAGAUGAGAUUAAGAGAGGUCUUGAAUCCAUCAAAGAGGAGAUGAAUCAGCUUUCCUUGGAUAAGAUGAAGGAAUUCAGACUGAGACCUGAUCAAAUCCUCAUCGAUCAGCUGUGUAACUGCUGCUGGGAAACCUGCCCGUUCUGCUCAGCUGUUUGUACCAACACUGUCAAAAAUCACAGUCCUGAAGACCACAAUGUCCCCUUUCAUCGACCUUCAGCAGUCAGUGGUGGACACUACAAGGACAGUGAUGAAAUGAGUGUCGAGUUCUGCACAACAAAAGUUGCAAGUGAUAUACGUUUUUACCCUAAUCUAAGGUUAGAUCCCAUUCCUUUUAAAAAGUACCGCAAAGCCGGACCACCAUAUAAAAACUGGAGAAUUACCCCUGAUGAAUCUAAGCUAAAGUACUGGACAUGGUUUGUGUGUCGAUUUCAGAAGGAAAUGGAAAAGCACUAUCAUUUUAAAUUCACAGGGAGUGGUCAGAUUCCCAGAGAGUGGAAAACACACACCAAAGAAGAUGCUAUUGAAAGUCUGGAUGAAAUGUGCAAACUGUGA